Molecule: messenger RNA, 2875 nt
Organism: Colletotrichum phormii
Lineage: Eukaryota; Fungi; Ascomycota; Sordariomycetes; Glomerellales; Glomerellaceae
Product: anaphase-promoting complex component Cut20/Apc4
Exons: 7
Coding region: 209-2599 (796 amino acids)
Biological process (GO): protein K11-linked ubiquitination; anaphase-promoting complex-dependent catabolic process
Cellular component (GO): nuclear periphery; anaphase-promoting complex
Molecular function (GO): protein binding
Source: RefSeq, a predicted model, not a curated record
AGUCGUGAACCUUCCAAACAACAACAGCUAUUUGCGCGAAGCAGAUUCGCCGAACCCAAUUGAACUGCGGAUCUCACAGCUCAAUUCCAUGAAAGUCAACACUCAGACGCCUGGUAGUUGCCGUCAACAAAUCGUCCCACGGGACUAGCAAUGGUCCUUCGAGAAGUCAUCACUCCCCUCUUAAUACGGAUAGCUUCGUAUAUUCGAAAUGGAUGAAACCAUGCAGCUACGGCACUACAGCGAUACCAAGUUCGACCACCGUGUCGCCGAAGGCUUUCCAUGCAGUAACCCAACGGUUGACCUCUCGGUCAGCUGGGACGCACAAGGGAAGAAUCUUUUGAUCUAUCGCCCCAGAGAACACGUUGUGUCCAAAAUCCACCAGUUUGCGAAGCCAGGUCAACAGGCUCCAGAGCCCCAAGCUGUGAGAUGGAAACCAGACGGCCAAUUUCUUGCUGUGGGCUGGAGUGACGGGUACGUGAGGUUGAUGGGCCUGGAGAACAACAAGGCUGCACAUCACAUUCGCGUUUGUGGGGAUGACACAGCGGCGCCAAACAUCACUCACAUCGGCUGGUCGCGCAACAUAGUGGGCAGAUCGCAGAAGCAAGCCCGGCAGCCGCCUCCGCAACCAUGGCAAAAACUCAUGUCAGAGGAGCUGAAUUUACCCGGCAGCCCGGCCUCGUUGGAACUUCCUCGAGAACUCGCCUUCUUAGAGGUAGACUCUGCAUUACCGAAAAUCAGUCCUCUACCUAGUUCCAGCGCCGGUGCAGGCGAAGAUGGCUUGGUGUUCACAUUAAGAACUGGCAUAGACUUCCUGUUCCAGCCUUUCAACACAGAGGACAGUGACCAAGUCUUUGUCAUGGUGGUAGGCACGAGUGAUGGCCGCCUCCAUCUCAGCAUUUACGAUUCCUUCGUCAUCGGCGACUUCCGAUACACGCUUCCCAGCUCCAUGUACAGACCAGGUGUUCUUCAGCUCAUUCAACAUACCUCUCAUCCAGAGGUUUCCACCCACGCUCUCCUCCUAAAGUCCUCAGCCGAUAACGACCAGGCAGUAUACUUGGUUCCCAUGGAUCUGCCCUUUAUACCCUCGUCCCCCAUCAAUAUCUCUCUCCUAGCGUCAAAGCUCACCACGUUACAGAAGCUGCUGCGUUAUGUUAAGCAGACGCAGCUCCACAUGCAAGUAGAGUAUAAGAACACAAGGGAGCUGCCGUCCAAGUUCUUACGAAGUGUCGAAGGAGACUUGGAACAGAUAGCACAUGGGCCGACAAAUAUUGUUCAGGCUCUUUACCACACAGUUGUCACUGGCCAUGCACAUGAGCCACUCCGAGAAUGGUUGGUUGACAGUUUGGCCGAGCGCGGUCACAAGCGAUGGGACAAGGCCGUGACUGCGGGACUGGAGAAUUUGCGCGGGUUGAUACAUGAAAAUCUUCUCCCAUCAUUAGAAAGAUGCGCCAUCAUUCUCAGUCGCCUUCGUGGCCUUGCUCAGUUUUACGACUCGCGCGACGAUAUUGGCUUCUCUGUGGCCCAAAUCACCCGCGCAAUGGACAUAGUGUCUUGCAUUACAAUGGUCGGACACAAGAUUCUCCUGAACGUCAUGGACGAACUCGACCUCUUCCAUGCCUUCUCCACGUGGAUGCGAUUCCAGAUUGACCGUUUUGCGGCCCCGAACUCGGCGAGCGAAGAAUUGACGGAAAAGGAGGCUACAAUGGAGAACAGCAAGGUUCUUGUCUACGUGCAGCGCUACCUCAUCGAGAGCCCCAUGGCCAUAUUCCUGGACGAAGUGGCCACAGACGAUUACUCGGCGAAUUGGGAACGAGCUGAAAGCGGGACGUCAAUGCUCGAAGAGCUAGAUACACAGCUCAAACGCCAGGAAGAGGGACAGGCAUACCUGAAGGCCUUCCCAAAUGUGGGCUUCUUGGUCGACUACCUCACUGCCCGCGUGAAUGGGGUGUUCAAGGAUAUUGCCGAAGCACAGAAGAGGAGCGUUCGAUUUGGUCAGCCGACAAAGAUUGGGUUGGGCCAGAAAAUUGCGAAGAUCGACUCUACCAUGUGCUCGGAAAGACGAGACGACGAAAUUGAUGGCCUCACCUUCACCGCCGUGACCGAAGAGGGUCGGGAUCAAGAGUUCUUCGUCUUCCGAACAUCUAUCCGCAUCAUCAACGGUAUCAGCAGCAGCGUCGCCACGACAGUUGCUGCCCUAUCUGUAGACGAUGGCAAAAUCGCCGAGGUCAAGUUCAUGGACAGCACUACGUUAAUUCUGCUUGUGAACAGACAAGGAAAACCCGCCAAUGUCACUAUGGUACCCAUCCAGUCUCCCAGCAUUAAUUACGUACCCUAUCAAGAAAACAACCUGCCAGCUUCUACACCUCUAUACAAACAAAUCCAGGCAGAGCUCGUCACGAAAACACUCCCCGAAGACCCGUCCUUCACGCCGAUACGGAUGGACGUACAAAAUGCCACGGACGCCCGCGGCGAAGUCCCGGCACGCGUAUGCCUCCUCGGCGCCAGCCGCUCAAUCUACAAGGUCUUCAGCCUGUCGUCCGGCCACGACGACAAGGACGCUCCGCGAAAGACGUCGGCACCAGCCGCGCGUGGUGACUAGAAGACGCCCGUGCCCCUGUCGCCAGGUAAUAUGUUCAGGGUGCCGCCAAAGCGGUUCACGCCGCGCAGUAAGAAACGCAUGGCUGUGCUGGAUAUGCGGAGGUUGGAGGCCGCCACGCUGGAUGAGCUGUUCCAUAGAGAGUAGGCUUGUUAGAGUGGGAUGGGAGAACUUAGAUGAUGUGGAGUGGGUGAAUAGAUGAAUGGGAGUAAUAUUACCGAGAAAAGCGUUGCUGGAGCCCCCUUUCCCUACAUCAACGUUGGCAACGCAGAAUAAGGG